Molecule: messenger RNA, 1005 nt
Organism: Cucurbita pepo subsp. pepo (vegetable marrow)
Lineage: Eukaryota; Viridiplantae; Streptophyta; Magnoliopsida; Cucurbitales; Cucurbitaceae
Biological process (GO): defense response to other organism
Cellular component (GO): plasma membrane
Source: RefSeq, a predicted model, not a curated record
AUCUCAUUCAUUCUGGUGAUUAAGUUAAGAACACUUGUAAUUUACUUGAUUAUUAUUUAAAUGAAAAACAGAUUCCUAAUUUUGUUCUCAAGAAUACUACGAAAAUUCGUUGCUUUUACAUCAAGUUGCAAGCCUUCGAAGAACAAUAGAGAGUUUAAGAAUCUUAAGCAAGAAAUCAAAUUCCAAAUUCCGCCAUUAGAAGUUGCUAUUAUUCUUGAUUUAAUCCGUGUUCUUCGUGUCUCCAAAAUGGCCGUCAAUGGAUGUUCUCGCAUCUGGAACUCGAUUUUCCAAUCGCUUUUGCUGCCACCAGAUCUGUACGCUUUAUACUCUGAAACGAUUCUGCCUUUUCCUCCUCUUCAUCGCUCUCUUCUCGAUCAUCGCGAUCGCCAUCGCCGCAUUGCCUGUAAUCUUCCUAUUAAAGCCUCGACAGCCGAUCUUUUCUCUCGAAUCACUGCGAUUGGAUUGGUACAACAUUAGCCUCAACUCUGCCUCUCCAUUUAUCUCUUCGGUUUUCACCUUGACUCUCAACUCUCGAAACCCUAACAAAAUCGGCAUUAAGUAUAGUCCGUCGAGGCUUCUCCUGAUCCACGAUGGAAACGCCAUGAUCGGAACCAUACGAGUCCCCGAAGUGUUCCAGCCCGCUCGUAGUGACGAUCGGAGUGUUCGAACUCGUCUUCUGCUGCAUCGAUUCAAUGUCGAUUUGUUCGAUGCGACGCCAGAGUUUGUUGAGAUGAAAAUCAUUGGCGAUGUUGGUGUAGAGCUGUUUGUGCUUCAUAUGGCUGUGAUCAAGAUGAAGGUUGCUCUGAACUGCAAUGUGGAUGUUCAUUACAGAGGGCUUAAUUUCAGAGAACAAUUACUCGGCAAUGGAGCAACCGUUGCAAAAGCUUUGGAUUCAUUUCCUUCCAACACCAACACAACGGCCACAAACUGUGGCGUCGCUUUUUACUUAUGAAGAUGCUUAACUCACUAAUUAAGUAAUUAGUGGUUAAGUGUUUUGUUUAAUCU